AUGUCUCUCUGCCCGAGAUUGGCGCGGACUGUGGUUCGUACUCGCCCGGAUGUAUUGCACCCUUGCAUAUAUCACUCCUCGCGGGCGACUCCGUUCCCUACCCCUAUCCUACUACCACCAAGGCUAUUCCAUUCUUCGCCCAGCCCGCGGUCGAAGCCAACCAACCCAGACCCGCGAGAAAACCCAGCGACCGACUUGGCCCCUAAUGCCGACGUGAAUGUCGGCCAGAAGCGGUUCGCCGACUUCGACUUGAAGGGCAAAGUCUUCCUCGUGACGGGAGCCGCAAGGGGCUUAGGUCUGGCUCUUGCCGAGAGUCUCGUCGAGGCCGGAGGCAAAGUCUACUGUCUCGACCGGGAAGCGAAACCCGACGCGCACUGGGCGGAAGCCCGGAGGCGAGUGGUGCCCGAAUGGGGGGGCUCGCUGCACUACCGGCAGCAGGACGUGCUGGACACGGCGGAGCUGGACCGGGCGAUCGCGGAGAUCGCGGACGACAACGGGCGGCUGGACGGGGUGGUGGCGGCGGCGGGGAUCCAGCAGCUGACGCCGGCGGUGGAGUACUCGGCGGCGGACGCGGCCAAGAUGCUCGCCGUCAACUUCACGGGGGUGCUGAUGACGGCGACGGCCGCCGCGCGCCAGAUGAUGCGGUACCGGUGCCGCGGCAGCAUCUGCCUGGUGGCCAGCAUGAGCGGGCUCGUCGCGAACAAGGGCCUGCUGUCGUCCGUAUACAACUCGUCCAAGGCCGCGCUCAUCCAGCUCGCCCGCAGCCUGUCGAUGGAGUGGAGCCCCGUCCGGCCCGACGGCUCCGGCGGCAUCCGCGUCAACUGCCUCAGCCCCGGGCACGUCCUCACGCCGAUGGUGCUGAAGAACUUCGAGGAGGUGCCUUCCCUGAGGAACACGUGGGAGGGCGAGAGCAUGAUGGGCAGGCUGGCGGAGACGACCGAGUUCAAGGGCGCCGCGCUGUUCCUCCUGAGUAAUGCGAGCAGCUAUAUGACAGGUUCUAACCUCGUGAUAGAUGGCGGGCAUACUUCUUGGUAG
Molecule: messenger RNA, 1035 nt
Organism: Daldinia caldariorum
Lineage: Eukaryota; Fungi; Ascomycota; Sordariomycetes; Xylariales; Hypoxylaceae
Product: NAD(P)-binding protein
Exons: 2
Coding region: 1-1035 (344 amino acids)
Cellular component (GO): intracellular anatomical structure
Molecular function (GO): oxidoreductase activity, acting on NAD(P)H, oxygen as acceptor
Source: RefSeq, a predicted model, not a curated record